Glycine soja is the source of this 2955-nucleotide messenger RNA. Its product is annotated as protein MLN51 homolog. Gene Ontology annotation, cellular component: exon-exon junction complex. Gene Ontology annotation, molecular function: mRNA binding. The transcript has 12 exons. Bases 330 to 2387 code for a protein of 685 amino acids. Gene Ontology annotation, biological process: mRNA processing. Lineage: Eukaryota; Viridiplantae; Streptophyta; Magnoliopsida; Fabales; Fabaceae. The record is from RefSeq and is a predicted model, not a curated record.
CGGAACCGACAUUGAAAUUCCUGAAAUACCCUUCUUUUUUCUUCGUUCUCGGUUUCAAUUGCCAACGACACAAAUCAAAUCUCCCAAAUUAUCUAAUCUAGGGUUUCGUUUUCGCAAGGCGCAACCCUUGCCUUCCACUCUCACCACCCCAACCAAUAAUUAACCCUUCAUUCUCUCUCUCACGCUCUCCCUUAGGGUUUGGGGUUUCCAAUUGACUGCGCUCAUUCACUUUUCUCUUCGUUAUUCGACGCUCCACAAGGUUUUCGUGCGUUUCGGUGUUUGCGAUUGAUUCAGAUUUUUCGGGUUUAGGUUUUUGAGGGGGUUUAGGAAUGGCUACGGCAACUGAAGGGGUUGAGUACGAGAGUGAUCCCGAAGAGGCCACGAGAUCGCUCGCAAUGCGGAGAAGGCGCGAGGCCAGUGAUGAUGAAGAAACUGACGCCGACGCUGACAGAAGAGACGCCACUUCCGAUCGCCGGAUAACUCAUUCUGUUGACUCCGACGGCGAGGGCGGCGUGGCAGAUUAUGAUGACGAAGAAGACUUGGAAGAAGAAGAGGAAGCGGUGGAGGAGGAGGAAGAAGAGGUAGAAGAAGAAGAUUUAGAAGAAGAAGAGAGGAGUGAACAUGAAUAUGAAGGAGGUGCUAAUGGCACAGUGGUGAAAGAUUCUGAUGAUGCUGAUGUGAAAGCCCUUUUGGAGGAAUCAGGGAAUGGAGAUGAAGAAGAGAAGAAGGAGAAUGAACCAUUUGCGGUGCCCACUGCUGGAGCAUUCUAUAUGCACGAUGAUAGGUUCAGGGACAAUGCCGGUGCACGUCACAGGCGAAUGCGUGGUGGAAGGAGACUGUGGGAGUCCAAGGAUGAUAGGAAGUGGGGACAUGAUAAGUUUGAGGAAAUUACUUUGCAGGAAAGGCACUAUAAAGAGGGAAGGAGACCUUCUAAGGGUAAUUUUCGAGGCCGUGGUGGUAAAACUCGAGGUGUUGAUCGCAGUGGAGGAUAUGUUAGAGGUAACCGGAAAGGGUAUGAUAACAGAGGCAAUCAAACUCAAGCACCAAAGAGUAUUGUACGAGGGAGAGGACCCCGGAGGUACGAGCCUACUAGUAAGAACAAUGAUUCAGCAUCCCAGGUGCAAAAUAAACAAUCUGGGAAGCAGCCAGAGAAAACAUCACAUGCUAGUUCGGGAAAAACUUUUGCUCCUGUCUCUAAUUCAGAGCCUGAUCCUGUGCCUGCUAAGAAACAAGUGUUUGCAUCAAGUUUGAAUUAUGCAUCUCCCCCCUUUUACCCUUCGAGUUCUUCCAACAAAGAUUUAAGUGUGGCACCAAAAGGGGAUGUUCAAACGUGUGGUACAGGCAGGAAUGUUCGCUCUGGUGUUGUGAAUGAUGGUUUUUUGGUUCAACAGAACAGUGCACUUCUUCGGGGAAAGAAUGUCGUUGAUCAUGUUAGCAUGGAGAAGCUGUAUAUUGAUGGGCCUGGCGCACCAUCUGCUGGAAAGGCUUUUAACAAUAUGCAUAUUCCACCACCUGGAUCUUCUGGAGUUAAUGCUUCUCAAUCUGCUCAUCCAAGAGGUCACGGGAGGGGUGGAGCAGUGCCAGUACAGAUGAAUUAUCAGCCUGUUACCUCCCAUAAUCAAGUAAGUAAAAUUGAUCCAACACAACUCCAGGCUAUUCAGAGAACUGCUCCAGGGCAAACUUCACCUUCUUUGCAAACCCCUGCUCCACAGGUUGGUAAUCGACCUGGUAGUGGGUCUCAAGCUUCAUCUCCCCCCAAAACAUCCAACACGAUUAGUUCAUUGGAUUCUGGAGAAAUUGAUGCAGCUUCAGAUACCAGUAAAUUGAAGGGUGCAUUGGUUGGGAAGGGAAGGGGAGCUCCCCAGGGUAGUAGUGGAAGGGGCUCUUUUGUUUAUGGUGGAGCUAUGGGGACUGCUGGAAAUAUCAGUGGUAGUCAUGGAGAUCAGAACUUCCCAACCUUCUUGCCAGUUAUGCAAUUUGGUGGGCAGCAUCCCGGUGGCAUAGGAGUUCCUGCUGUUGGCAUGGCGUUCCCUGGAUAUGUUGCUCAGCCUCAACUUGGUUUGGGAAACUCUGAAAUGACCUGGCUACCAGUUUUGACCGGGGCAGCAGGUGCUUUAGGGGCUACGUAUUGUCCACCCUAUCUCACUGUUGAUGGUUAUCAUGCCCGACAAUCAGGACAAACAUCUGCAACAUCUACUUCAAGCAAGGAAAAUAAUGUGAAUAAAGCUAAUAAUGAAUGGAAGCCACCACAGAAAUCAGAGCCUGUAAAUGAUGAGUUUGGACAGCGGCAAAAUAAGCCCCGCAGGCAAGUUGAUUUGCGGAAACAUUUUCAUAUACUCAGAGAUGAAUUUUGGGCAAUGAAGUGUUAUAGAAUGCAACUUGUUUGAAUAAAAAGAUAAGGCCUUCUUCCUCUUGGUCCUUUGUCUUCCAGCUUAGGCUCUGGAGUACUUUGGGCAGCGAUAUGUUUCAAGAAUUUUUAGUUAUAUAACGCCUGUUCAUGCUGUUCUCCAUUUAAAGAAGUUACUUGCAGCUUGACAGGUGGUAGUUGCUUAUGUAAUUGUGCGAUUUUUCUUGCGUUUUGCUUUCGUGAAGCUCGUGAGAAACAUAGGCAGGUUUUUCUACAACUAUGAAUGUGGGAAAAAAAGAACGACGAUUGUUUUUCAGCAACUGAUUGCUCGUGGAGAUGAAAAUUUCUCGUGUAAAUAAAUGGUUUUCUUGUUCAUCUGGUAUGUACUUGUGGUAAAUUUAUUACGAGACGUCAAAUAGUGUAAUACUCUUAUUUUUCCAAAUUCAAAUUAGUGUUUCUGAUUGAGUGGUUUUUGCUUUAGAAUUUAUUGUUUCUUCUAUUGAGAUUCAGACUUCGUGUCAUCUCUGAAGGGAAGUUAAUUUAGUACUGUUACCCAAGGCAGGUUUGGUAUUCCAUUAAAAGGAUGGUUUUUAUUUUGUUGUCCUCUA